Molecule: messenger RNA, 648 nt
Organism: Closterium sp. Naga37s-1
Lineage: Eukaryota; Viridiplantae; Streptophyta; Zygnematophyceae; Desmidiales; Closteriaceae
Source: the annotation of a GenBank genome assembly
AUGUUCGAGUCCUCACAGGGAUCUCAGAUCUGGGUGUUUGGUUGCGCCCUCCCCUUUCGCCUCUCAGCCCCCCGCGCAAAAUCCCGCAUUGCCCCCGUCCAGCAGCGCCUGUCGUUUCCGCCGCGCCGUUGCCUCCACGGCCUGCUGGCAUCCGCGGUGUGCGGCCACCCCAUGGCGGUCUCGAGGUUAUCGCUCCAAGCCUUGCCGAACGCCUGGUGCCUACAGCCGCCGCCACCCCGGUGUGCGGAAGGGCGUGGGGAGAAGAGUGCGGAAGGGCUCGUGGAGAGGCGUGCGGGCCUUGUGGAGGGGUUUGGGGAGGGGUAUGCUGAGGGGUAUGCUGAGGGGUAUGCUGAGCAGCGUGCUGGGGGGCGUGCUGAGGGGUGUGGUGGGGCGCGUGCUCAGAUGCAUGCAGAGGGGGGUGCAGAGGGGUAUGUUGAUCGGCAUGUGAAGCGGGAUGUGAAGGGGUAUGUGAAGGGGCAUAUGAAGGGGGAUGUGAAGGGGCAUGUGAAGCAGCAUGUGAGCAGGCAUGUGAAGGGGAAUAUGAAGCAGCGUGUGAAGGGACGUGUGAAGGGGGAUGUGAGGGGAAAUGUGAAAGGGCAUGUAAAGGAGCAUACGAAGGGGCAUGUGAAGGGGCAGGGGCAUGUCUAG